Messenger RNA from Elephantulus edwardii (Cape elephant shrew), 555 nucleotides. It is a transcript of the gene LRRC20, whose product is annotated as leucine rich repeat containing 20. Bases 1 to 555 code for a protein of 184 amino acids. The record is from RefSeq and is a predicted model, not a curated record. NCBI's taxonomy places the organism in Eukaryota, Metazoa, Chordata, Mammalia, Macroscelidea, Macroscelididae. The transcript is spliced from 4 exons. Gene Ontology annotation, molecular function: protein binding.
AUGCUGAAGAAGAUGGGGGAGGCCGUGGCCAGAGUUGCUCGGAAGGUCAAUGAGACGGUGGAGAGCGGCUCCGACACCCUGGACCUGGCUGAGUGCAAGCUGGUCUCCUUCCCCAUCGGCAUCUACAAGGUUUUGCGGAAUGUCUCCGACCAGAUCCACCUCGUCACGUUGGCCAACAAUGAGCUCAAGUCCCUCACCAGCAAGUUCAUGACCACCUUCAGUCAGCUCCGAGAGCUCCGCCUGGAAGGGAACUUCCUGCACCGGCUCCCCAACGAGGUCAGCGCCCUGCAGCAUCUCAAGGCGAUCGACCUGUCCCGGAACCAGUUCCAGGACUUCCCCGAGCAGCUCACCACCCUGCCGGCGCUGGAGACCAUCAACUUGGAAGAGAAUGAGAUCGUGGAUGUCCCCGUGGAGAAGCUGGCUGCCAUGCCAGCCUUACGAAGCAUCAACCUCCGUUUCAACCCGCUUAACGCCGAGGUGCGCGUCAUAGCCCCACCGCUCAUCAAGUUCGACAUGCUCAUGUCUCCGGAGGGUGCACGGGCACCCCCACCCUAG